This is a messenger RNA of Episyrphus balteatus (marmalade hoverfly), 2445 nucleotides long. RefSeq names its product plastin-3 (gene Fim). Gene Ontology annotation, biological process: actin filament bundle assembly; actin filament network formation. Gene Ontology annotation, cellular component: cytoplasm; actin filament; actin filament bundle. The record is from RefSeq and is a predicted model, not a curated record. Bases 516 to 2420 code for a protein of 634 amino acids. The transcript has 6 exons. Gene Ontology annotation, molecular function: actin filament binding; calcium ion binding. Lineage: Eukaryota; Metazoa; Arthropoda; Insecta; Diptera; Syrphidae.
AAUAAAUUUGCAUGUUAUUUGAAUACAGUUUGUUUUGGGAAAAUAUAAAAAUAUACAAAUGCUAACGUAAUUACAUUCAACAUUCAUUUUUUAGUAUAUCUUCAUUCUCUCAAAAAAAGUGCAACCGUGUGCGGUUUUUUGUACUUUUUUUUUUAAUUAAUUUUAUGUGGAAUCUUUUAUUCUGAGAAAACAGAAAAGAAAAACAAAAUCUUUGGAAUCUUCUUCUUAAGUUAGUCCAAAAGCCAGAAGAAGCAACAUUAAAUUCUUGCUUCCAAAAACACAGUAAAAGCACCUCUCAACCUCGUCAUCAUCUAGUUUUUUUUUUUUUUUUUAUUUUCUCCAAACCAACAACAUUCUGAACUGAACUCCACCUCAUUCAUAUCGAUUGUGUCUCGGCGCGUUUGGUGUCGUCUUGAGAGAGGAAGAUAAUAAAGUGAAUUAAGAAAAGUAAAUAAAAUUAAUAAAAUAAUUGUGUUGAAAUAAAAUCAGCAAAACAAAAGCAAAAAAAAAAAAAGAUGUCGACGUUGAGUAAUAAAUUUAAAACCCUUUCGGUUGAGGAAAAAGCUGAAAUACAGGAAAAGUUUACAGACAUCGAUACAAACAAAGAUGGUUUCAUUGACCUAUCAGAACUUAAAGAUGCUCUCGAUCAAGUAGGCUUCAAAUUAGCUGGCUAUCAAGUACGUGAAAUGAUUGAUGAAUUCCGUAACAAACAGAGAACAACUCAUGCAGGCAAAUUAAAUUUGGAAGAAUUUGAAAGUCUAUGUUUGGAUUUGAAAUCAAAAGAUGUUGCGAGCACUUUCAAAACAGUUGUCUCGAAAAAAGAGAAUCUUGAAACAUUGGGUGGCAUGUCAUCGAUCUCAUCCGAAGGAACAACACAUUCCGUUCGCCUCGAAGAACAAUUGGCUUUCUCCGAUUGGAUAAAUUCAAAUUUAGGACAUGAUGUCGAUUUGAAACAUUUACUACCAAUCGAUCAGGAAGGCAAACAUUUAUAUCUGUCCAUUAAGGAUGGUAUCCUUUUGUGUAAAAUCAUCAAUCACUCCUGCCCGGAUACAAUCGAUGAACGUGCAAUUAACAAAAAGAGCUUAACUGUCUACAGAGAAUUUGAGAAUUUAACUCUAGCUUUGGUGUCGUCACAAGCCAUUGGUUGCAAUAUUGUUAAUAUCGAUGCACAUGAUUUGGCGAAAGGAAAACCACAUUUAGUUUUGGGAUUAUUGUGGCAAAUCAUUCGAAUUGGUUUGUUCAGUCAUAUCACUUUGGAUAGUUGUCCCGGUUUGGCUGGGCUAUUGUUUGAGGAUGAACGUUUGGAGGAUUUGAUGAAACUAUCACCAGAGGCUAUUUUGUUGCGUUGGGUUAAUCAUCAUUUGGAGAAGGCUGGUAUCUCAAGACGCUGCACCAAUUUCCAGAGUGACAUUGUUGAUUCGGAAAUCUAUACACAUUUGUUGAAACAAAUUGCACCAAAUGACUCGGGAGUUACUGUGGAAGCUUUGAGAGAAUCCGAUUUAUCAUCUAGAGCUGAGAUUAUGUUGCAGCAAGCUGCAAAAUUGAAUUGCCGCAGUUUCUUGACACCACAGGAUGUUGUCAAUGGAGUUUAUAAAUUGAAUUUAGCUUUUGUUGCCAAUUUGUUUAACAAUCAUCCUGGCUUGGAUAAGCCCGAAGAAAUUGAAGGUCUUCAGACAAUCGAAGAAACACGAGAAGAAAAAACUUACAGAAAUUGGAUGAAUUCUAUGGGUGUUGCCCCACAUGUCAAUUGGUUAUAUUCAGAUUUAGCUGAUGGUCUAGUGAUAUUCCAGCUAUUCGACAUCAUUAAACCAGGCAUUGUCAAUUGGAGCAAAGUCCACAAAAGAUUUACUCCACGAAAGAAGUUUAUGGAAAAGCUAGAGAAUUGCAAUUAUGCAGUUGAAUUGGGAAAACAAUUGAAGUUUUCUUUGGUUGGAAUUGCUGGACAGGAUUUGAAUGAUGGAAAUGCUACCUUGACAUUAGCUCUAAUUUGGCAACUUAUGCGCGCCUACACCCUCUCGGUUCUUUCACGCCUAGCCAACACUGGCAAUCCAAUAAUUGAAAAAGAAAUUGUCACAUGGGUGAAUGAGAAACUUGCCGCUGGUGGCAAGCAAACAAGUUUAAGAAACUUUAACGAUUCCGCAAUUGCUGAUGGCAAGAUUGUAAUUGAUUUGAUUGAUUCAAUUAAACAGGGAAGCAUCAACUAUGAUUUGGUGCGACACGCUAAUACCGAAGAGGACAACCUUGCCAAUGCAAAAUACGCAAUUUCAAUGGCCCGUAAAAUUGGUGCCCGCGUUUAUGCCCUGCCCGAGGAUAUCACCGAAGUGAAACCAAAAAUGGUGAUGACUGUAUUUGCUUGUCUUAUGGCCAUGGAUUACAUUCCAAAUAUGGAUAGUGUACAAAACAACAUUAACAGCAAUUAAGUGAAAGUUCCAAACAAAACAAAAA